This is a messenger RNA of Nematolebias whitei (Rio pearlfish), 2278 nucleotides long. RefSeq names its product ribonucleoprotein, PTB-binding 1 (gene raver1). Gene Ontology annotation, molecular function: RNA binding. The coding region runs from base 20 to 2278 and encodes 752 amino acids. NCBI's taxonomy places the organism in Eukaryota, Metazoa, Chordata, Actinopteri, Cyprinodontiformes, Rivulidae. The record is from RefSeq and is a predicted model, not a curated record. The transcript is spliced from 15 exons.
ACUUCCACCCAACUGAGUGAUGGCCGCCGUUGUGUGUGUUAGCACCGCUGGCAGAGAUGAAAACACAGACACCGAGCCUGGUUUCUCCCCUCGUCCACUUAAUGGAAGUUAUGACCUCGCUGCGGAACAAGAAGACUGGAUUUCUGGAGGCCGUCGGUAUUCCGAACAUUCCUCCGGCGGUGAAGAGGACGCGACACCCGGACCCACGAAGUGUCAGCGAAGGGUCGAGGACUGGAUACCACUGAGCCACGAAGAGAUUGAGAGCCGCUUGGAGAGAACUCGCCGGGAGUUUUACAAUCGCAGAAAAAUAAUAAUAAAAAAUUUACCCUCUGACGUUAGUAAUCAGGAGAUUCACGAGAUGUUGGGAAGCUACGACUUGAAGUACUGCUUUGUUGACAAAUACAAGGGCACAGCAUUUGUGACUCUGCUCAACGGGGAACAAGCCCAGCGCGCCAUCAAAGAGUUCCACCAGCAUGCUCUUCGGGACAGGGAGAUCUCAGUGCAGCUGCAGCCGACCGACACUCUGCUGUGCAUCGCCAACCUGCCCCGGGCCUUUACUCAGCAGCAGUUCGAGGAGUUGGUGCGACCCUUUGGCAACCUUGAGCGCUGCUUUCUGGUUUACGGCGCCUCCACGGGGCUUUCCAAAGGCUACGGCUUUGUGGAGUACAUGAAGAAGGACUCGGCGGCCAGGGCCAAGUCGGAGCUACUGGGCAAGCAGCUGGGCUCCCGCAUGCUGUACGUCCACUGGACUGAAGUGGGCUCGCUCACAUACCCACUGCUGCACUCCAAAUGUCUGUGCGUGGACCGCCUGCCCCUGAGCCUUUUGACGGCCCAGGAUCUCCGCAAUUCCCUGUCUGACACCCACAUGCCAGUCUUCUGCCAGCUGGCUCAGGGACAAGAUGGAAGUUUCCGGCGCUUCGCUGUGCUGGAGUUUUCCACAGCCGAGAUGGCCGAGGAGGCACAGAGACUCGCAGAUGGCAGGCUGCUGGGCGGGAUGCACAUCAGGGUGUCCUUCUGUGCCCCCGGUCCUCCUGGAAGAAGCAUGUUGGCUGCUUUGAUUGCUGCACAAACCAUGGCCUUAAACCGAGGCAAAGGUCUCCUCCCUGAUCCCACAGUGCUGCAGAUACUCACAGGCCUUAAUAACCCUGCCACCCUCAAGAUGCUGCUCAACCCUCUGUCACAGGGACACAAGCAAGGGAUCCUUGGAGCAGCUCCUGCAUUGCCGCUGCUGGCCAACCCCUCUCUCUCAGCUGCCCUGCUGCAGGUGCUCCUUCAGAACCAGGCCAAAGCCCAGCAGCAAGCUUUUCUGGGGAAUCCUCUUCUUUGGGCUCAGGUGCUGCACAGUAAAGAAAACCCUCUUCUCCCUUGUGCAGGACUCAUUGGGGACAAUCCUUUGGCUGCUCUGCCCGUCCAGCAGGGAGUCCAUCUGCUGGGAGAUGCCCCUCAAGGUGGCGCAGUCCCAGCACUGAGUCUUCAGUCAGAUCCUCUGGCACCCCUAAAGCCAAUGUCACUUGGCAGGGCCAUGUCACGAGAGCAGGAUUCCCCCACAUCAUCAAGCAGCUACUCCCAGACCUCCCCUCCCACACUACCAGGCGUUUCCUUUCCCGUGAUGGGAGGCAUGAUGGGUGCCGAUGGCCUCGCAGCACAAGGGGUGCGUUUUCUGAGUGAACCUCCAAAAGAUAUGAACCUUCCUCAGAGCGCCUUCCUCAAUAUCAACCAUGCGUUUUCCUCAGGAGCAAGCUGCAGACCUCACCCCUACAGGAAAAGGCCCACUCUAAGUAAUGUGUCCAACCAGUACGCACAUCAGAACCUCCAGCCGAGUUUUAAUCUGCGCUACCAGGAUUCUUGCAGCCCUGAAUAUCCUCUGCACCGGGAUGUCCUGGCCCACUUGUACGAACAGCAAGAGAAUGUUGAUACUGGAGUCUCGGCAGGAUUCAGCCAGCAGCUCUCUCAUCACCUUGACUACAACGAGCGGUUUUCCCACUACACUUACUCCUCCAGUCCACCCCCCACCUCAUACUACAGCUCGGAGCCUGAAGUUUCCAGUGGCAACAACCUCAACAGGGCUGUGGGAAUGCCUCCCGGAAGCCAUCUUGCCAACUGCUCCUCAGGACUGGGGAACGUUAUGAAGACGCCGAUCGGAAGCCACAAACGCAUGUUCUCACGCCUGAUCCCAUCUCCAGAGCCGAGCCCCGAGGGGGGCUACGUGGGCCAGCACUCCCAAGGCCUAGGCGGUCACUACGCGGACUCCUACCUGAAGCGUAAGCGCAUCUUCUGA